UGUUGCCGUGUGUGUGUUCCUCUGCAGAUGGAAGACUAAGACUCUACAGGCUGGCUGCUGUGUGUUUUGGAGUGCUGUGUGUUCUACAAGUCACUCUCAACAUCUUCCUGAGACUGGAUUUCUUCCACUCCAACAGAGAGAGAGAGCAGUUAAACGGCUGUUACAACACCACUGGCUUGGCGCAGGUUGGAGACCAGCCAGAUACCAGUACUAUCAUGGAUCUGUGUACAGAGAGAGACCAGUGCCGGAUGAACAGAAACCAGCUAGAGAGGGAGAGAGACAAAGAGAAAAUGGACAAAAAACAGUUACUGGAGCGUUACACUGCCCUGACUACAGAACGGGACAGGUUGAGAAAAAGGGUCAGUCUUCUGACCAAUGAGAAGGUGGUGCUCUCUAUCUGUGGUACUGGAAGAGUGGUGGAAGGGAGUGGCAUGGCAGUCCAAACGAUGAGGACUGUGUUAAAGUGUCCUAAACGAUGGAGGAUGUUGGGAUCCAACUGUUACUUCCUGUCUACUGAGAGGAAAACCUGGGAGGAGAGCAAACUGGAUUGUCUGGCGAGAGGAGCAGACCUGGUGAUCAUAAACAGCAGACAGGAACAGAAGUUGUUGUACCAGCUGCAUGGUGAUGCAGAUCUCCUGGGUCUGGGAUUGGUCUGA
Messenger RNA from Oncorhynchus kisutch (coho salmon), 656 nucleotides. RefSeq names its product C-type lectin domain family 4 member M-like. The record is from RefSeq and is a predicted model, not a curated record. Lineage: Eukaryota; Metazoa; Chordata; Actinopteri; Salmoniformes; Salmonidae. The transcript has 4 exons. Bases 216 to 656 code for a protein of 146 amino acids.